Molecule: messenger RNA, 2352 nt
Organism: Trematomus bernacchii (emerald rockcod)
Lineage: Eukaryota; Metazoa; Chordata; Actinopteri; Perciformes; Nototheniidae
Gene: dnaaf2
Product: dynein axonemal assembly factor 2
Exons: 2
Coding region: 148-2301 (717 amino acids)
Biological process (GO): axonemal dynein complex assembly
Cellular component (GO): cytoplasm
Source: RefSeq, a predicted model, not a curated record
UUGACAUAAAGCGACAUCAAACUGUCAAUUUCUCUGCGAUAAUAGCUUGUAAAACUUUUUCGAUUUCUAUUUAUAAAAGUUUAGUUUAAGAAAGCUGUGUUGCUGUUAACUUCAUCUGCGUCAAUAUUACUCCUCGAAACAGUCAACAUGGCGGCUGUAGACAAGCUGAAAGAACUAAACAUCACCGUGGAUGAAAUCGACAGACUGUCAAAAGCUUUCAAAGACGAGAAAUUCAAGGAGAUGCUGUUCGAUUACGCCCAUGAGUUAUCAGACCCUGAAAAUAAGAAAAGGUAUGAAGAGGAGAUCAAACUUCUGGAGCAGGAGAGAGGAAACACGAUUGAAUUCAUCCACCCGAAACCGUCCAGGGUUCUCAAGACGAGUGUGAACGGCAAGCAAAAGUGUUUUAUCAAUAUCUGCAGCAAUGACAAAGUUGGGAAACCUGAACGUAAAUGGGGGGUGUCCGAUGAAGGGCGCAGGGGACAAUGCUGGGCCCUGCCCCACAGUCUGCACCCAGGGAAGCAGGACACAGAUCCAAAGGGGAACAAGAUCAUGAUCUAUGACGUCAUCUUCCAUCCUGACACUCUCCACCUUGCGAGCACAAACAGAGGAUUUACCAAUAUGGUGGACAGCACAGCCAUUCAGGGAAUCCAGGAUAAUUUUAAAGUGACUCUGGAUAAAAACAACGUGAGGGAGAUCAAAUCAAAAUACAAAGGCCUGCCACAGCCCUGUGUCAUCCGAAAACCCAUACCUGGUUAUAAAAUGCCAUCAGAGGAGCCAGACCCUCUUGCAUUCCCAUACCCAGAUGAAAAGAGACCUACCCCGCAAACUAAGCCCACAAAAUCACCUGCAUCAAAAAACAUAAACGAGGCUACACCUAAAAGCAUCCCGCCUCAGAAAGUCAAAGAGCCUACAAAGCCAAACUACACCGUUAAAUAUCGAUCGUUUACGGAUAUACAGGACUUCAGAUAUGCUCGAGACUCGGCCCAAAGCCCCAGGCCCAAAGAGAUAGUGGUUACCAUCGACAUGCCUCUUCUGAAGGCCGCCACAGAGGCCAGCCUCGAGGUGAAAGAGUGUCGGCUGAUGCUGCUGGAGUCCAAGAAACCAGCCUAUAGACUGGAGUUGCCCUUAGCUUAUCCUGUGGAUGAAGAUAAAGGAGAGGCCAAGUUCAACAAACAGAAACAACAGCUCACAGUCACACUGCCUGUUCUCCCUUCUAAGGAAGCUUUUGAUUUUCAUCUAGGGCCUGCUCAGAGUAGUAUUAGUGAUGAUGAGAGGCAAGAGGAGAAUACUGAGAUGGAAGAGGAGGAAAAAUGCAUUGAGGAGGAUUUGAGAAACCAGACAAGGGAGGAGGAAGUUGAAGGAGAGAGAGGUCAGGAGAUAGGAGAGGAGCAGAUGAGCGAAGGCCAGGAAUCUGUAGGAGAGAAGGAUACGUGGAGAAAGCAGAAGAGGGAAGGAGAAAAUACUCAAGAAGAGGAAAUCAGUGUGGAGGAGGAGGCAGAAUGCAAAGAAGUGAAAGAAAAAGGCCAAGAAGGUGUGGUGGAGGACAAAUUGAAAAAGCAGAAGGAAGAAAGUCUAAUAGAAGUUGGAGACUUUAACCUAGAGAAAAAUGAGACCCAUGGAGAUAAAAAUGAGACCCAUGGAGAUAAAAAUGAGACCCAUGGAGAUAAAAAGGAUCCCGUUCUUACGGGUUUUGAGGACGACACUGUUGAUGCUUCUGCUGAAGGAGAGAAUGCAUUACCUGUGGAGGACGAGCUUGUGGCCUCACCUGAAACAGAAAACCAGCCUGUUUUAAUCCCUGCUGAACAUUCAAGAUCCAUAGGAACAGAGGGAGGAGUACAUCAGAAUUCUUGUUUGGAGUCACCACCUAAACUGAAGACUUCAGACAUCAACACGGCGACUGAAAAGAAAAAUGAUCAUGUAAAUGGAGAUGAGGUGGAAGAUGCGUCAUUUCUAUAUGACAGAUCCGGUGAGGAAUCCCAAACCUUCUUAGACGCUAACGCUGAAAACAACAUAAAGGGGUGCGACAUUCCCCAGGAGUCCAGCGAGAUGCCUGCAGCAGAGGAAGCAACCAAGUCAAGCAGAGGAGAUUCGGAAGACGGUGCCCCCCGCUUCCCUGAGGAAUCGAGGGGGGGCGUGGAUGAAGACGACCUGCCGACGGAGCAAAUCUUCCGGCCUAAGAGCAGGACACCACCUGCGUUAUUGAGGGAGAUUGAUGAAGAUGGGAAUGAAACGGUCAUCAGCGAUCAUUCCACAUCUGCUGGGUUCAUCUUUCAAAACUCCCUGAUGUUUGAGCUGGACUGAGGAGAGUGUGCAAAAGUUUUGUAAUGCCAGUAUUUAUAGGGAAUCUGCAGU